Penicillium manginii is the source of this 627-nucleotide messenger RNA. RefSeq names its product CAP domain-containing protein. The coding region runs from base 1 to 627 and encodes 208 amino acids. The transcript is spliced from 4 exons. The record is from RefSeq and is a predicted model, not a curated record. NCBI's taxonomy places the organism in Eukaryota, Fungi, Ascomycota, Eurotiomycetes, Eurotiales, Aspergillaceae.
AUGGUGUCUACAUUCAACGUCUUGUUGAGCAUUUUCACUGUGUUUCUUUGCUCUUCGGGGAUUCUGGCAGACUUAGCUCCCGAGCGGACGUACUCUGCCCUGGACCUGCAUAAUCAAUAUCGUCUUGCUGUGAAUAAUCCUCCGGCUGCCGACAUGUUAGAGAUGACUUGGGAUGAUGAACUCGCCGAUAAAGCCCAGGGAUGGGCUGACAACUGCGAGUUUGCAUAUGAUCCUAAGCACUAUACGGCCAAGUACGACUCUGUUGGACAAAAUCUAUAUUCCUCAGAUGAAUUAGUAGAUAUCUUCCAGAACGCAACAGCCACUUGGGCUGAAGAAAAGGAUUACUAUAUAUAUGACUAUCCGUGCCCUGCUGGGCAGGUUAUCUGGGCCAAAAGCUAUAAACUUGGCAUGGCUGUUUCUUCGCGAAAAUGUCCUUUUGGCCAAUAUCUGGUAGUUGCAAAUUACGCGAAGGGUGGAUACCUAGGGGAACCACCCUAUACUGCGGGCACCCCAGCUUCCCAAUGUCCUGCGGGAUCGCAACCCGGAGCUUCUGGAAUGUGUGAGGUAACCGAUGAAGACCAGCUAAGGGAAACGAUCGGCCUGAGCACUCAUAAGGAAACGGAUUAG